UCGACUUGUUAAACUAGAAUGUUAUUUUGCAGGCGAUCGUGGCACUGACCUUCGCGCAGUAUGCGGUUAAACCAUUCUUCCCCGACUGCGAACCUCCGGACAACGCCGUUCGACUGCUAGCCGCCGUCUGUUUGUGUUUCCUGACCAGCAUCAAUUGCAUCUCGACCAAAUGGGCGAUGAAGAUACAGAAUGUGUUUACGUUCGCCAAACUGACGGCUCUGGUGUCCAUCAUACUGGCAGGAACCUGGUUCAUGACUACGGAAAAGACGGAUCACUUCGAGAAUGCCUGGGAGGGAGACUAUGCAUUGUCCAGUUUGGCGUACGCAUUCUACUCGGGUCUGUUUGCGUUCGGAGGAUGGAACUAUCUGAAUUUUGUUACCGAAGAGUUGGAAAAUCCGUACAAGAACCUUCCUCGUGCCAUCUGGAUUGCAAUGCCAAUGGUCACCGGGAUCUAUGUGUUCGUCAACAUGGCCUACUUCGCCGUAGUUCAGCGGCACGACAUGCUUGCUUCAAUCGCAGUGGCCGUGAACUUCGGUUACCGUAUGUUCGGUUCCGUGGCCUGGCUCGUACCGAUCUUCGUGGCUCUUAGUUGCUUCGGCGGUGUCAAUGGCAUUCUGUUCACCUCGGCUCGACUGUUUUCGACUGGUGCACAAGAAGGACAUCUACCGGCAUGGUUCUCGUUGGUUCACGUGCGACGCCAAACACCGAUACCAGCAUUGAUUUUUACCUGCGCUACUUCGAUCCUGACGCUAUUCUGUGCCGACGUGGUUGCUUUGAUCAACUACUUUAGCCAAAUUUUGUGGCUCUCGGUUGCUGCUUGCGUAGCCGGACUAUUGUGGUUACGUGUGACCAAACCCAACAUGCCUCGUCCUAUCCGAGUGAAUUUGGCACUACCGAUUAUUUUCCUUACGUGCUGUCUGAUACUGGUACUGCUACCAUCGUUCACCGAACCUCUGAAUCUGCUGAUCGGUCUUGGUAUUACACUUUCCGGCGUACCGGUGUACUACAUCUGCGUAGUAUGGAACAGUAACAAGCGAUCCCGGAAUCGACCGAUGGCUUGGAUCGAACGAGGCUGCCAGAUACUGUUCAAUGCGGCCAUUGUUGACUGUCACCACGAUCGAAAGAAUGACCGCGAGAUGUCCGACAUGCAGACUAGUAUUGUGGACGAGAAAAAUGUGUACAACUAAGUGGAAAGUUGCUGAAUUUUCCGGGGCUGUGGAAACUCCGAAUCUGAUUUCAUUUAGAAAUUAGUUUUUACACCAAUAGCAUUUAAUCUAGUAUCAUUUUUCGCAAGGCGGCUUUCGAUCUUCUUUUCUUUGUUUAGAUAUUACUUAUAUGGACUUAUUGUCCGAGUAUGUGGAAAGAAGGAUUACAAAUCCUUCAAAAGGCACAAAUCGCCAGAAGAUCUACUAUCUAUAUCUACUGUAGUGUAAACCAUACGAAAUAUCAAUGUAAGAUCUGGACAAACUAUAUUAGCCACUUGUACGAGUCUCGCCCGCCUGUAGGAAUUAUUGUCUAGUCGUCUAGGGAUGGUUAUUGUGAAAAGCUGAAUAUAUACUAAAUUCGAUAUCAUUUCUAAAAGUCCUGCUGAAACUUGAUAUUUUUGUUUGACUGGUAAAAAAUAUGACUAGCGGGUAACGCGACUACAGUGGCAACCAAAUAAGAACCAAUCUACACGGCUUACAAUAACAGACAAUGAAGUUAGACCUAAAAGUAUCAAUGUACUUAACAAUAAACAUCAUAAUUACGAAA
This is a messenger RNA of Malaya genurostris, 1752 nucleotides long. Its product is annotated as Y+L amino acid transporter 2-like. The transcript is spliced from 4 exons. Lineage: Eukaryota; Metazoa; Arthropoda; Insecta; Diptera; Culicidae. Gene Ontology annotation, cellular component: membrane. The record is from RefSeq and is a predicted model, not a curated record. Gene Ontology annotation, biological process: amino acid transmembrane transport. The coding region runs from base 177 to 1187 and encodes 336 amino acids. Gene Ontology annotation, molecular function: L-amino acid transmembrane transporter activity.